This is a messenger RNA of Carya illinoinensis, 1167 nucleotides long. RefSeq lists its product as uncharacterized. The transcript has 4 exons. Lineage: Eukaryota; Viridiplantae; Streptophyta; Magnoliopsida; Fagales; Juglandaceae. The coding region runs from base 1 to 1167 and encodes 388 amino acids. Gene Ontology annotation, molecular function: zinc ion binding; nucleic acid binding. The record is from RefSeq and is a predicted model, not a curated record.
AUGACUGCAUUGUCUUGGGAGAGGUUCAAGGAAGAGUUUGACAACAGAUUCUUCCCAGACUCUGUCAAACAAUUGAGAGCCCUGGAGUUUACGUCCUUAACACAAGGUAGUUUGACUGUAGAGCAGUAUGCCGCUAAAUUCAUGGCAUUGGGAAGAAUAGAGAAUUACCAAGAGUUAGUAAAUGUAGCGACAAUAGCAGAGGCUGAGCAGAAGGAAUUGGCGAUCCAGAACAUGACCGAUCGAAAGAGGGCCAUGCCAUUUACUACAAGCAGUAGUGCUGAGAAAAAGAGGCCUUUUUCUAGUCCGGAGAAAGGCAAGGAAAUAAUGAUUGGAGGACAGAAGCCGUCCUUUUAUUCACCAUGCCCUAAGUGUGGUAAGUUUCAUUCUGGAGAAUGUUACAAGGGAUAUGGAGUCUGUUACCGAUGUGGAAAACCAGGACAUAUGAUUAGAGAUUGUCCUAACGCCAAACAAGGUAGUGGAGCUGGUGAUCGCAAGCCAAGGCCCCACAUCCUGGCACGAGUGUAUGCAGUUGUAGUAUUAAUUCCCGAUGGGAAUACAAUAUCUUGUACCCGUUUAGUUAAGGAUUGUCCGUUAGAGCUAGAAGGAAGGACAUUGAAGGCUAACUUGUUAGUAUUCGGUCAGAUGGAAUUCGACCUGAUUUUGGGGAUGGACUGGCUUUUCAAGCACUACGCUAAGAUAGACUGUCGGAAACGAGAGCUUGUGUUUGAACCUCCAACUGAAGACAGGAUGAGUUACGCAGGAACAUCAGUUAAGGCCACCCCACCUUUGAUCUCGGCGUUGCAAGCUAGGAAGUGUAUCGAUGAUGGAGCCUCAACGUUUCUAUUGAUAACUGUAGAGGAGACAACCAAAACUAUAGGAAUCCAAGGGAUACCUGUGGUUGAAGACUUUCCUGAACUUUUCGUUGAUGAGUUACCUGGUUUACCACCAGAUAGAGAAGUAAAAUUCCAAAUAGAGUUGGAGCCGGCAACAACUCCGACUCACAAGGUGCCAUAUCGUAUGGCCCCUACCGAAUUGAAGGAGCUCAAGCUACAAUUGGAAAAACUUUUGGAGAAGGGUUUUAUCCGCCCUAGUUCUUCGCCGUGGGGAGCACCUGCGUUAUUUACCGGCCUAAACAGUCCCGGGGAACAAUCUGGAGUGCGACUCUGA